GUCAAACAUUUCAACUCACUUAGAAAACUUUUACAAGAAAUAAUACAAAACAAAAAAAAUAAAAUAAAGAUAAAUAAUAUAAAAAAAAAUGGACAAACUUCGGGCGAUGAAGCUCAGAGAAGAGCAUUUGAGGAAUAUGGAUGCGUUUCACAUGGAUUCCUUAUUGCCUUCAAAGAUAGACUACAUCAGUACCUCAAGAGCGGACUAUGUCGACCAUACGGCCACUGCUGUUCAUAAUCCCCCAUCUAGGCAGACUCAAAUGGAUCCCUCCCUAAUAACUGGCCAUUUUGCGAACAAUUUGAAGGUCCGCGGCGGCGAGGAGAAGACAAAGACAUGGCCUCAAUCCAUGGACUGGCGCGAGGACUACGCCCAGUUCGUUAAACGCAACAAGUGGUGCAAUGAGAAUCUCUAUAAGCUCUUCUUCGUCUGUCCGCCCGUUGACUACCGCCUACUGGAGAACUACUUUAAGGACUUGCGCAAGUCCAUCUACAUGUAUGAUUUCUCUCGAGAUACGUACAUAUCGAAAGUGAGACAAAGACGAUCGGUUUUGGGAGCAAAGGCAUUUGAGGGCGACUAUCUUACAACCUAUGGAUGCUACCACAAUCGACUGCAGGAUAUUGAGUCUCUCAGAAGCCACUGCUACCCGGAGGCUCCGUUGAAGAACAUGACGCUGGACAGGUUCUCCACCAAUAUGCGCAAGCUCUUUACCAAGUACAACUUGACAACUUAUUUUGACGAAAUUUGCGCACCGGCUCUGCUGAAGGCAAAGAACGGGAUAAUGCCCUCGGGACCCAUUGAUCGUUAUCAAUUUCGCAAGUAUUAGGCUGGAACUGGAGUACUUACACAUCUUCCCACUCGUGGAACAGUGGGAGGACGCGAUUGGAUUGCGCCACCGGCACAAAUAUCAUGGCGUACUUCAGGUAGACGUUGGAGUCCUGGAAAUACGAAUAUUGCAUGUAUAUGUUAAAAUUAAGGAAGUGCAAAUAAACCUGCUAAAUACUUA
Drosophila kikkawai is the source of this 1003-nucleotide messenger RNA. RefSeq lists its product as uncharacterized. NCBI's taxonomy places the organism in Eukaryota, Metazoa, Arthropoda, Insecta, Diptera, Drosophilidae. The record is from RefSeq and is a predicted model, not a curated record.